Molecule: messenger RNA, 3053 nt
Organism: Medicago truncatula (barrel medic)
Lineage: Eukaryota; Viridiplantae; Streptophyta; Magnoliopsida; Fabales; Fabaceae
Product: histone-lysine N-methyltransferase family member SUVH9
Exons: 3
Coding region: 320-2299 (659 amino acids)
Cellular component (GO): nucleus
Molecular function (GO): zinc ion binding; histone methyltransferase activity; double-stranded DNA binding
Source: RefSeq, a predicted model, not a curated record
CAUCGUCAUCAUCUUCAUUACACACAAGUGCAUUUGAAACCGAAAAAACAAUUUAAGUAAAAGUUACAUAAAAUCACACAUCUCACACCUUCCUUACACACAAACCCAACCUCACAAAGUACAACAAUAUAUAAUAUAACAUAACAUACACUUUUUGUUCCAUUUCUCUCUCUUAUAACCUUAGUCCCCAAAAAUUCGAAUUUCUCAAAUCCCUUUUUCUUACAUCACCACCAUCAUCGUAAACACAUUUUCUUCUUCACUUCAUACCCAAAAAACUUUAUACUAAAAAAAUUAAAUACAAGAAUCAUAUCAAUUAACCAUGAAUCCUCAUAAUCCAAACCAAACAUUUCCAUCAGCACCACCUGGUAUUCCUUUUCCUAUGCUUACACCGAAGCAAGAGCCUCGGGAUGAAACUAUACAAGAAAUUCAAUAUCCAAACCUAGAAAAUUUACCGAACCAAAAUCUAAACCUAAAUCUAAGUCUGAACCUAGAUUUUGUUUCUCAAGCCCUAGAACAACCGACCACCACCACCGCCGGCGCCGGCACCGUCGACGCUGCCAGAAUGGCGGAGAUUUUUCGACGGUCGUUUACUGAAGGAUUACAACGACAGAUUCAAAACAAUGACGCUGUUGAUGAAAAUCCAAAUGCAAAUGCAAGAGCUAUUGUUCCGGUUUCUGCGUCUGAGAGUAAUUACAAUAAUGCCCCUCCUGCUGGUGAGGUUGUGAAUGUACGGAAACAUAAAGAGCUUGUUCGAAUGACGGAUGUUGGGUUACCGGAUCAGCGUCAGUUUCGGGACGUGGUUAGGAGGACGAGGAUGGUUUAUGAUUCGGUUCGUGUUUUAGCUAUGGCUGAAGAGGAAGGGAAUUUUAAUGUUAGGAGAGUGAGAAGUGAUUUGAAAGCUUCUGCUACGAUGAGGAGUCGAGGAUUGUGGCUGAAUCGCGAUAAGAGGAUUGUUGGCGCGAUUCCUGGGAUUUGUAUCGGUGAUGUGUUUUUGUAUAGGAUGGAGUUGUGUGUUGUUGGUUUACAUGGUCAACCACAAGCUGGGAUUGAUUAUUUGCCGGGGAGUAUGAGUUCGAAUGGUGAACCGAUUGCUACUAGUGUGAUUGUUUCUGGUGGGUAUGAGGAUGAUGUUGAUGAAGGUGAUGUUAUUAUUUACUCGGGUCAUGGUGGGCAGGAUAAGAAUUCGAGGCAGGUUUUUCAUCAGAAGCUGGAAGGUGGGAAUCUUGCUAUGGAGAGGAGUAUGCAUUAUGGGAUUGAGGUAAGGGUUAUUCGCGGUGUGAGGUAUGAAGGUACAUCUUCGACUUCGGGUAAGGUUUACGUUUAUGAUGGAUUGUAUAGGAUUAUUGAAUGCUGGUUUGAUGUUGGUAAAAGUGGUUUUGGUGUUUUUAAGUUUAAGUUAUGGAGGAUUGAUGGUCAAGCUAAGAUGGGUAGUUUGAUUUUAAAGGAGGCUUUUUUGCUUAGGAGAGAUCCUUUGUGUUAUAAACCUAUGUGUGUUAUAUCUCUUGAUAUUUCCAAGGGUAUGGAGCGUGUCGGUAUAAGACUUUUUAAUGAUAUUGAUAGAUGUAAUGAUCCGAUGUGUUUUGAGUAUCUUCCUAGGGCUACUUUUCCGCACUUCGUGUUUCAUGAAAGUGGGAAUGCAACAGGUUGUCAAUGUGAGGGCUUUUGUGGAGAAGGAUGUUUUUGUUUCAUAAAAAAUGGAAAUGACUUUCCUUAUAGUCAAAGCGGGCUUCUCUUGAAAGGAAAGCCGGUCAUUUUUGAAUGUGGUCCUUCUUGUAGUUGUCCGCCUCAUUGUCGGAACCGUGUUACACAAAAAGGGCUUAAACAUAGGUUGGAAGUGUUUAGAUCUAGGGAGACUGGUUGGGGAGUUAGGUCAUUGGACCUUAUUCAAGCUGGUGCAUUUAUAUGCGAGUACACUGGGGUUGUUUUGACAAGGGAGCAAUCAGAAAUUAUGACCAUGAGUGGUGAUUCAUUAAUAUAUCCGAACCGUUUUUCGAACAGGUGGACGGAAUGGGGUAAUUUAUCUCUGAUUCAAGAUGGUUAUGUGCCUCCUUCGUAUCCAUCAAUUCCUCCUUUGGAUUUUUCUCUUGAUGUGUCCAGAAUGAGGAAUGUGGCUUGCUAUAUAAGUCAUAGCUCAACUCCUAAUGUGAUGGUUCAGUUUGUUUUGUAUGAUCAUAAUAAUUUGAUGUUCCCUCACAUUAUGCUGUUUGCAAUGGAGAACAUCCCUCCAUUGAGAGAGUUCAGCCUUGAUUAUGGUGUAGCUGAUGAUGAGUUGACUGGCAAGCUCGUAAUAUGCAACUGAAUAUCUUGAAAGCUUCACAUACUUUAUAUUAUGCUGAAGCUGAGUUGUGGGCAUGUUUUCACGGAGGUCGAUGAGGAUGCUGCUUAUCCAUCUUCCUUAUGUUCCAUAACUAUAGGAUUGGGCUGAUUAUCAUAUAGAAGUAGCUCAUACAAGCAAUCAACUGCUUAGGCAGAAACCGAGAUAUUUCAUUACUGCAGCGCAACUGUCGUCAGGCUUCAAUCUUACAAAUCUACAAAGAACAAAAGAAUCAUCUGUCUGGAUAUUGCUGGUUUUAUCCAACCCUAGUUAGCUAGUAGGUGGUGGUGCUUCUCGCGGUGGGGAAGUUCAGGAACUGAAGUUCUCUUUCUGCUUGAUCUUGAACACUUUUUUUUCUCCUCUUUUGUUGUUGUUUAUACAUUAUCGUGGCGAAGCAUGCUCAGGCCUUGUAUCAUUUAUUUAAGUACAAGUAGCGCAAUUAUAUUGACUCUUUUCCCCGUCUUCUUUUGGGGAACUAGUACAUGUUGUAAGUUCAAAGCUAGCUUGUAUAAGGAUUAUACUAUAUUAGGGGUUGGUUGAAUUGAUAGAAGGACACUCACAAAUUGCUACUAUGUCCUUGUUUGAUUUAUUGGGGUGGUCUAAUUUUGACCUUUUACGAGCAAAACCAAUUAUACUGAAAUGGACAUGAAAAGGUUGUUGUUCAUAACCUAAUAUUGGUUGCUGAACGACAUUAUACUAAUAGUACAUGGUUUUUGUGCCUGAUUUUUGUGACAUUGUA